AUUGAAUGUUGGAAUUUUGCUGAGGUUGAAGGACUGUAAAAUGAUUAUAAAAUGUUUUAAACCCGAAAGUCCUAUUAAAGAUCUAUCGGAAACUAGUAAUAAAUCAUUGAGCAUAAAAAAUAAUUAUCCAGGUUAGAUGCAAAUACAUAAUACAGUAUAACGUUAAAAACUGAAUUGUCUUAGGUUUAGGCGAAUAUUUUUGCAGUGAUCGAAUUGAAACUGUAUUAAAAGGUGUUGCCAACGAUUUUAACUGUGAAAUAAACGUUAAACUUGAUCUGGAAGAAUGUAACUGGGAAUUAGACAUUCUUUUUGCAAGCUUAAAAUCCUCUAUACGAAAAGUUUGUAUGAUAUUAAUAAUUUGCUAUAUAAUUCUAUUUAUAUAUUCCAUUUCCGCAAAACGAAUAGGCCAAUGUCAUCAUUGGAAUUUUAGACAAUGGAACAAUAAGUGAAUCAAUAAUAAACUGCUUUCCUAACCGCUUUGAACAUGAAAUAUUUGACUCGGAAGAUAAUUGUUACUAUGCUGAUAAGACAUCAAUACAUUUCAUUGACAUAACAUCUAUCGAAGAAUCUUUUUUAAACUCCCAUUUUCAAGUCUGUUUAUAUGCUUAAAUAGUAAUUUUUAAGAGUAAGUAUAUUCAACAUACAGAAAUCAAUGAUAAGGAUUCUUGAGAAGGUAAAGAUGGAAACGCAGAGAGUUCUAUUUCUUAUAUCUGACUUUGAAGAAAAAUUCGAUUGUUUGACACUUGCGAAAAGUUGGAAGAAAAUAACGAUAGAUUUUCGUAGAAAAUUUCCAGAGUCUCCAUUAAAUAUGUUCUACUUUCUGUGCGAAAAGUUAAGUACUUUUGAGACUGUAAUGAAAACUCAGGGAUUUGGUAUUGAAAUUAAUUGCAAUGUACCUGAAAAAAAGCUUCCUCUUCUCGACAACAAACUAAAUUCAUUAAUAGAAGAUAAUACUGCGGGCGUCGUAUUUGAUUGUAACGAGAGUGAACUUGACAAACUGAAAGAGUUGGAAAAUGAAUUUAUUCGAUUCAAGCAUAGUCACGAAAAACAAACACAAGCAUUUAUGGAAACUUCCAAAGUAUUACUAAUAGGAGUUACUAAGUAUGUUCAAGAAGCUUUAGAAAAAUUACAGAAUGUGAUUGAAGCAGAUUUACCAAUUAAUAAAUAUAGUUUGAAAAAAUACUUUAUAGAGUUAAAAGAUAAGAAUCUUUUUGAUUUUCUUAAAGAUCAUUAUAAAGAUGAAUUGGACAGCUUUUUUUAUGAUACAACAUAUCAAUUUAACGAGAAUACUCUACAAAUUGAAUAUAUGGGUAGUGAAAUUAUGAAAAAAUCAUUCCUUAUUCAACUUGAAAUAUGGAAACAAAACUUGUACGACACUACUUUAAGCUAUAGACUUUAUAAUCUAUUCGGAUAUUUAGGAAGCGCUGAAGGAAGUCAGCAUCUUAAAAAUUGCGAUGCUCUAAUAAAUAAUGUGGCCUUGAAAGAAAAGCCAUUAAGGUCAUGUGGAAAAUUAUCAAAAACAUUUUGUACAGUUUUUACAGAGUUUCAAGAAAAAUAUAACAAAGCUGAAGAUUAUGAUUUCUUUAGACUGUGCCAAAUUUCAAAAUGUCUUAUAUUUAAUACAAAAAUAUAUCAUCAUCGAUCGGAGGAGGACUUUAAUACUUUUAGACAGACAUUUCGGGAAGUUUUUGAAUAUUGUCACAAAAAGGGCAUAAGAUCUAUUGGCAUACCACCAAUAGGCUGUGGAAAUUUGGAUUAUGGAUUAGAACGUGUAACAGAUAUUUUUUAUGAAGAAAUGAUUCAAUUUAUGAAAAAGUAUCCAAAUUCAAGAUUAAAGAAAUUCGUAUAUACAUCAUUAACGAAUCGUCCACGUUUUUUUGAACAUUUUCACAAUUUGAUGGAAAAAGAAACAAUGAUAAAAAUUUCUGCAAAAUCUAAAGAAACUCUAGAUAAGAUUGUAGGCGUGCUUAAAUCCUUUAUAAAUGAACUCUACCAUGUUGAAUAUAUCUGUCUGAAUGAAGAAAGUGAUUUAAAUUCGUUUGCUAAUUUGGGAAAUCUAUACGUUAAAGUAACACCUUGGCAAAAUGGUUCGAAUAAUUUGAAGAUUUUAACGAUUGCUGGAAUCAAAAAUUUCGUUAUGCAAGUAUCAAAAACAGCAACAGCUAUAGUUUAUAAAGAUGUGCAGCUGAAAGGAGGAGUGUUGUGGGAACAUUUAAAAACUGAAAAAGAUGCUAGAAAACGAAUAAAGCUUCGAAUGAUGUUAAAUGAUCAUACACCGCCAAAUUGGACAAUACUUACUGGAUCUCUUAAUAAUAUAACAGGAGACGAAUAUAAACUAAUAGAUCUCUCUAAUGACAACCCUAAUAUGUUUAACAUAAUAAAAGACUUUAUGAAUUCUAUUUGGAAUGAUCCUUCUCCUUUCCAGAUAAUAAGUUUUACUAUAGAUGUUACUGCAAUUUAUCAAAUUGAAAAUCCUCAACUAAUUAAAUUGUAUGGAACAAAGCAUAAAAACUAUUGCAUGAAAAUUCUGUCAAAUCAUCAUAUUUCGUAUAUCGAAACAAAAAGUGACAAAUACCUGCCGAACGAAUUGAAAUCGUUACUAACCAAAGAAAUCAAUGAGCAUUAUCUUUUCCAUGGUACCGACAUUACAGCAGCAAAUUCCAUUUCCGAAAAUGGUUUCAAUCAUAGUAUUGCUAAAACUGGUCUGUUAAAUACACAUAUAACUUUCGCUCAAGAUCCAAAAAAAUCAGAUAUCUCUACAUCCGAUAAUGUCAGAUAUAUUUUAAUAUCCAGAGUAAUACUUGGUGAUGCUUUUAAAACUGACGAAAGUUUUGAAAGUGUAUCAAGCCCACCUUGUAAAGUAUGCUCAAAAGCACUCUGUACGGUGCACAACGAAAUGUACGAUAGCAUAUUUGCUACGCACAUGGAGAUCGCUCACUCAGACCACAUUGUUUAUGAUAAGGAUUUAUGUUAUCCAGAAUUUAUUAUAUCAUAUAAACCAAAAAAUGAAAAUCAAAUUUCAUUGAAAGAUGCUAUAGAAAAACCAAUUACUUGGAAGGAUUUUGAUGAAGCAGCCGAUCCAGAAGAGAUCGGUAUCAAACAGUUUGUUGAUAGAAGUUUUGAUUUAACUAAAGAGUUUUUAGAAAAUGCUAAAGAAAAACCAAUUACUUGGAAGGAUUUCGAUGAAGAAACCGAUCCAGAAGAGAGACUUGAGUUUAUGAAAGAUACUUGGAGAGAUAAUGAGAAUGCUAUAGCAUCUUUAGAUGAUAUAGAAAUCUUGGGGAUUGAACGGUCAGAGAAUCCUAGAUUAUAUCAACCUUAUUCCUUUGAACAUAAGAAAUUUUGCGAGAGUUUGAGCUCUGAUAAAUUUCCUAUGUUGAGCACCAAAACUAGUAAACAUUGUCCAGUUGAAUUGUCAUCUCUUCUAGCGCCCGAAAUCAAUGAAUUUUACUUUUUCCAUGGAACGGAUGCCGCAUGUAAAAAUAACAUUCUAGAACAGGGAUUUGGAAUCAAUGAAUUUUACUUUUUCCAUGGAACGAAUUAUCCAUCUAAACAUGAGAUUUUCCACCAGGGAUUUGAUUUUCGACUUGAUGGAGUAGGUUACUAUGGUAUGGGUGCAUAUUUUGCUGAAGAUCCCAAGAAAUCUGAUGGUUAUACCUUCGGCCGUGGUACGACUAUACAAGAGAAAUAUGAUUUAAAAAGACAUAUCAUCAUAGGAAGAGUAAUACUUGGAAAUUCAACUGUCGUCUCUCGAGAUUUGAACCUCAAACGACCUCCCUGUAAAACCUGCAAGGCAAAUGUAUGUAUGGACCAUAAUGAAUAUUUCGAUUCUGUUCGUGGAAAUGAAGGCCUUGAAAAUACUUUUUGGGAAUACAUUGUUUACAGUCUAACACAAUGUUAUCCCGAAUAUCUUGUAACUUACAAGCUGAAACAGAAAGAGAAUUCUCCAUAG
Messenger RNA from Dimorphilus gyrociliatus, 3952 nucleotides. The record is from the annotation of a GenBank genome assembly. Lineage: Eukaryota; Metazoa; Annelida; Polychaeta; Dinophilidae.